UGCAUUUUUAAUCCCUCAUCAUCUCUCUCUCUCUCGCUGUCUGUGCAUUUCAUCUCUGUCAACUCCCCAACAUCCCCACAGCUCCCUCCCUUACGCUCUGUCUCUGACGCUAUAAUGGUCUUGUUAAUGCGAAUUCGAAACCGUUUUCCAAAACCACUAGCGGUUUUCCAAUGCUGAGAAAUGGGGAAAACAGCUAGGUGGCUCAGGGGGUUAUUGGGUGGGAAGAAGGAAAGAACGACGCAAUCGCCAGAUGCGAAACAGGAGAAGGAGAAGGAAAAGAAGAAAAAGAAGUGGAGCUUCGUCAGAUCUUUCAAGGACAAGGACAAAGAUAGGAGUAAGUCUACUCCGCAGCAGGUGAAUGGGGGUAAUGAUGAUAGGAGAGGAUCUUACAAAGAGGAAUCGUCGUCGUAUCCCUGUUCCUACAACGCUGGAUCAGUUGAAGACCAGAAUAAGCAUGCCAUAGCGGUUGCUGCGGCCACCGCUGCUGUGGCGGAGGCUGCGGUGGCGGCGGCUCAAGCGGCUGCCGCUGUAGUCAAGUUAACCAGCAGUAGUGGUCGCUGCGCUUCGACUUACGGAAAUGUCGGCAAGCGAGAGGAGUGGGCCACUGUUAAGAUUCAAUCUUCUUUCCGAGGCUAUUUGGCGAGGAGAGCUUUGCGAGCUUUGAAAGGGUUGGUUAGACUUCAAGCACUGGUGAGGGGCCACAUUGUGAGAAAAGGGAUGGUUGAGAAUCUACGAUGUUUGCAGGCAUUGGUGAGUGCUCAGGCGAGGGCUCGGGUGGGUCGGACCCUUAUUUCAGAAUCCCGGCAAGUUCUGUCACAUACUAAUUCUAGCCCUGCAACCCCUGAGAAAUAUGAACACUUGAUUCGUGCCAACAGUGCUAGACAUGAUCGGUCCUCUCCCCUUAAGAGGAGCAGUUCGAGGCCAACUAGCCGGGAUGGCAGCAAUAUGGAUAGAACUCAGUUUACAGCAAUGAAUCGCUCUGAGCAUUGGAUGGAUGAACGCUCAUGGGACCAUCGUCGGGAAACUCCAGUGAAAACCAUGCCCAUUGAUGAUGAGAAAAGUGACAAAAUCCUUGAAAUUGAUACUGGGAAGCCACACUUAAACUCAAAACGAAGGAACAACUUAUGUCACUCAUCCAAGUAUGCUACGACUUCAGAUCGGAACAGUCACAGCUUUACCACAUUGGACUCUCCUUCAGGAGACUCAACAACAGCUCAAUUGUCAGCUCGAAGCUUAGCUUUUGGUGAAGUCCAGUCAUUGAGACGUUUUGAACUCAAUCAUGAGGGUGAUGACACAUCUUUUUGCACAGCAGAAAACAACCCACAUUAUUUCUCAGCAAUAUCAAGGCCUAGUAGUGCCAAGACAAAGAGCGAAUGCUCUCGAAGCUUUUUCAUUGGGUACUCGGACUAUCCCAAUUACAUGUCGAACACCGAAUCCUUUAGAGCUAAGGUUAGGUCUCAGAGUGCUCCAAGACAGAGACCUGAAUUUGAAAAAUGUAGUUCGACAAAGAGGUUUUCUAUUAAUGGGUUAGGGGAUACGAAGUUAAGUGCUCAGAAGGCAUCGGUGUUACAUGCAAACUUCAAGAGCAAAGCAUAUCCUGGAUCAGGCAGGUUGGACAGACUAGGAAUGCCAAUUCACAGUGACUCAGUCAGCUUCAAUGGUGUGUACACCCGCAACAGAUACUAGAACUGUAUUAUGUGUGCUUGUUGGAUAUUUGGCUUGUCUCUUCAGUGUUUCCUCUU
This is a messenger RNA of Telopea speciosissima, 1742 nucleotides long. Its product is annotated as protein IQ-DOMAIN 22-like. The coding region runs from base 181 to 1686 and encodes 501 amino acids. Gene Ontology annotation, molecular function: protein binding. The record is from RefSeq and is a predicted model, not a curated record. Lineage: Eukaryota; Viridiplantae; Streptophyta; Magnoliopsida; Proteales; Proteaceae. The transcript is spliced from 4 exons.